AUGGACACUAUGGAAGAAAAUGAAACAGUGGACUUAAAUAGUGCAAAUCAAAUUUCUGCAGUCGAAAAGGAUAAUGAAAAAGAAGUUGAUGAUGAAAAUAUAAAAACUAAUAUUCCUAGUGAAGAUAAAUCGGAAUUAUCGAAAGGUGAAGAAAAUGCAUUUGUUAGUGACAUUAAUAAUUCUAAUGUCAACAAUGUUAGUGAUAACGAUUGUACAAAAGUGAAUUCUGAUGGAAUGGAAGUUACAUCUGAAGAAAAUAAUGAGGCUGCUGAUACUGAAAAUUCUAAUUUAAAAACAGUAGAUGAACCAGUAGAGAAUUCAGUUAAUGAAUUAAAAACCACGAAAAAAGAUGUUUCAGAUGAGUCUGAAACUUUGGUUAAAAUGGAAAUUGAUUCUGAAUUAAAUGAAAAAAAUUCUGAAGAAAUUUCUGAUAUUAGGUCUUCUGAAAACUUUGUCGAUGAAGAAAAUAAGUGUAAAAUCGAUGAGGAGGAAGAAGAUUUCAAAGGUUUUCCUAUAAUAAAUGAUGAAAUACAAAAUCAGGAUUUAGUUAAGAAUUUGUCUCAAAAGGAAGAAGAUGAAUUACAAGAAAUGGAAGUUUUUAUUAAUAGAAAAAAUGAAACAAAACUUUCCCCUCAGGCUAAAAGAAAAAGAAAGGAAAUUGAAGAAAGCGAUUUAUCCAGUCAUUGUAGUAGUCCUGCCUUAAGUGUAGCUUCUCAAAUUAGUGUUUUAAGUUUUACAAAAAGAAGUCGAACCGGUAGUCCUGCAUCAAAAGGGUCGAGAAAAUCAUUAGUAGAUUUAUCAAAUCCAAAAUAUUUAGUUCCAUUUGAUUUUGGUUGGAAAAGAGAAGUUGUCACUCGAGCUAUAACUUCAAAAGAAGAUGGAAUCAGUAAAGAUGUUUAUUAUUUUCAUCCUUCGGGAAAAAAACUAAGAUCUCUGAGAGAGGUUUCAGAAAAAUUGACGCCUGGUUUGACAAUAGAAAAUUUUACAUUUUACAAAGAGCCAUUGGGAGCGGAUCCACAAUUUGAAACAAUUAGAAAUGCAAGAAGUCGAGGGUAUUCUCCAUUUGAAACGGCAACUCCGAAAAAAGUAUUAGGCACGCCUUCGGUUAUAAAAACACGUUCGGAAAAAGUUAUUUCCGAAACUCCAGUUUUAAAAGACGCAUCUUUAAAAGAACCUCCGUCACCUCCGAAGGAUUCACCGAAAGCAACACCGUUGAAAAAUUUCGUUAAAACUCCUAAAGAGCCAGCUGUGACGAAACCACCGCCUUCGAAGAGAGAAAAACUCGUACUUAAAUUUAACAAGGGAACUCCAAAGAUCGCUUUAAAGAAAUCACCAGCCGUAAACGGAGAACGAAAGUCUCCCAAAUUAAUGUUACCCAAACCUGAGGGACCCAAGCCUCAUCCGAAUGCGCCGUCGGGUCCACGAAGAAAAAUAACACCUCGUAAAAAGCCUUUGAAAACAUUAGGUAGUGCUAAGGAAGAAAUAAAAGGACCAUUGAAUAAAUUAGAAAGUGGAGAUUUGGAAAUGGGUAUGCUUCCGCCAUUGUGGAGUCCCACAGCCGGGAGCACGAAAAGCUCAAGCAACGAAUCAUUAUCGUGGAGUCACUUGGACGAAGAGAAAAGCAUAAACGAAGAGGGAAGAAUGGAUCCUUGUACGAUUAGGUGCACUAAGGCAAUGGGAUUAAUCCCUACUCUUCAAUGCAGCGUUUGUUUGUGCCUAUAUCAUCCCGAAUGCUGUGACAUGGCAUCAUCAUCCUCAUACCGACAACUUUUGAAAUACAAUUGUAAAACGAAAGUCAGCGAGGUGAAAUCGAGAAAUUUAGUUAAACACAUAACACCUGCUGUCGUUACAGAUAAGAAUCCUCCCAUAAUAUCUCCAAAACCCAUACAUCCGGCUUUAACUCCUUCGCCGACAGCACAAUCAAACGCCAACAAUAAUCGCAUUCCUUCUUUGAUUCGUCCCAAAAUGCCGGUAUCGAAAUCUUCUAUCGGCGGUGGAGGAGGAAGUGGAGGAGGAGGAGGAGGAGGGGGUGGAGGUGGUGUAUCCCCUUGGUUUCCUCCAUCCAAUUCCGUUUUUCGAUCUCCUUCCGUUCUUCCGAAAAACUAUCAAACCAAACCCGAAGACUCUGCUUCGCCACCUCAGGCUCUUGUAAAUAUGAACAACAAAAGGUAUAUUGUAGUACCCAAAAAUAACGUUCUCUCGGUUGCUUCCAAUCAAAAUCAGUCACCGACAAAACUAGAGCCUUCUCAAAGUACAACCAUAAUUACUCCCACCCCGACUUCGACAAUCAUUCAAGGUCCACCUUUGCAAAAUAAUCCUUUCGUACAGCCCGCCGCGAAUUCGCCAGGUGUCGUUCUCGUGCCUUUCAUGUCGGGAGACAAUACCGAAGUCAAUCAACAACCUUUUCUGGUUGUUAAUCCUUCACCCGGCUCGUCGGUCAUACCGAAUUCUAGUCAAGCUGAUCUCCCAACCGAAAGCGAAACAACCGAUCACUUUCAAAAGCAGGCGGUCAAGGCACCCAAUAAAAGACCAUCAUCAGAUGGAGGCAACGAAUCCAUGCAAAAAUUCAUGAGAAAUAUCUGCAUUGGUUAUUCUGCAUUACUCAAUGUAUUCCAGUACCUUAAAGUUCAAGAAUUGUUGAGAGCGGGUCGCGUUUGUCGAUUAUGGAGAGAUUUGGCAAGUCAUUCAUCGCUGUGGCGAACCGUUCGAAUGAAAAAUUCGCAAGUUUCCGAUUGGAAAGGUUUCACGGAUUCCCUUUCCCGUCACGGUACGAAACACCUCGACCUUCGUAAAAUGUUAAUGUCACUCGACGACGCUCAAGAAAUGUGGGGACUCUUUGCUAAACACAUAUCCGGAGUGAAAUGUUUGGAAAGAUUGGACAUGUGCCGGUGUUCCGUGAACAUCGUCGUACAAGUCAUGGAAGCAUGUCCGCAAUUGUUUGUUUUCAACGCUCAACAAAUGAUCGGUUCCAAAGACGAAAUAUUAAAUCAAAAAUUAUCGUUGGAAAGUUUGUCGAAAAUGAAAAAUUUAAAAGAAUUGAGAUUGAAAAGUUUUUGCGGACUUCAUUUGACGGAUUCUUUGAAAUCGUUGACGGACCUAUCGGACACUUUGACGACGCUGUCUUUGACGUCGGUGAAAAAUUUAGGGACCUGCAAAUUACAAUACAUUGGAAUGCUGCAAAAUUUGGAAGCUUUAGAAUUGGGAGAAUGUAACGAUUUGCCGGAAACAUUUCCAAACGAAGUCAUAGCCAAGCUCACGACAUUGAAAAGGUUCGGGUUCGAUGAAACAGGAAUGAAACAAAAUCGAAUCGAAACGAUAAGGUUGGAAAAAGGACCGUGGAAUUGUUCGACGAACGAAAUGCUUUUUCAAAUGAGCAAACUCAAAGAAUUGAUACAAUUGGAAUUGAUCAAUUUCGAUGUGAGACCUGGUUUCGAUAAAGCACUUGCCUCUUGUACAAACAUUAAACGCCUUUUAUUAAUACCGACAUACGUCACUCAGUCAGCGACAACGAACAACAUUAUUUUAUCUGGGACAUAUAAGCUGUAUAAAUCAUUGACUCUAUUCGUUUGGGUCGUCACGAUGGAAUUGUUAAAAGUCACGGAGCUUUUCGUGGAUCAGUGCGAAGGAAAGGGAUCUAAAAAAAGCGGGGGCAACAGCGUUCCUGUAUUGAAGCCAGUGCCAUUGCCCGCCGUCACGCAAAAAGAUGGUGAAAAUUCGAAAAAGGAGGAUGAGGAGGGAGGAGUUAAAAAUCCCAUGCCGAUAACGAUAAUACCAAUCGAUGAAUUAUUCGUCAUGCUGACGGAAGGUUUGCCAACGACGAAAAAUAAUAAGUUUAAAAUUUAG
Molecule: messenger RNA, 3843 nt
Organism: Pediculus humanus corporis (human body louse)
Lineage: Eukaryota; Metazoa; Arthropoda; Insecta; Psocodea; Pediculidae
Exons: 15
Coding region: 1-3843 (1280 amino acids)
Molecular function (GO): protein binding; DNA binding
Source: RefSeq, a predicted model, not a curated record